GGCUGCUGGUUCACCUCGGAAUUUGCCCACGCCUCCCGCCUGCUCCCCUCGGGCGGCAGAAAGUCGCGAGCGCCCCAGCUGUCGCCCAAGAAGUGAACCCGGGCCCGCGGGCAGCGCAGCGGCGGGGGGGCCAGCGGCGGCGAUGAAGCCGUCGUGGCUGCAGUGUCGCAAAGUCACCGGCGCCGGGGGCCUCGGGGGGCCCCUGCCCGGCUCCUCUCCUGCCCGGGGACCCGCGCCGGCCCGCAGGGCUUUCAUGGCCCCCGGCCCGCGGGGCGCACUCGGGGGCCGGGGCUGCCGGGCGCUGUCCUCCGGCGGCGGCGACUACAGGAGCCACUUCGCGGCCUCGGUGACCGACCCGGAGAGGUUCUGGGGUAAAGCCGCCGAGCAGAUCAGCUGGUACAAACCCUGGACCAAAACGCUGGAGAACAGACACCCGCCUUUCACCAGCUGGUUUGUGGAAGGAAUGCUGAACAUUUGUUACAAUGCCAUUGAUCGUCACAUUGAAAAUGGUAAAGGAGAUAAGAUUGCUAUCAUCUAUGACAGUCCUGUUACAAAUACUAAGGCAAUGAUUACCUAUACAGAAGCCCUGGAGCAGGUCUCUAAACUGGCUGGUGUUCUGGUCAAACAUGGUAUCAAGAAAGGUGACACUGUGGUUAUCUACAUGCCCAUGAUCCCACAGGCGAUGUAUACCAUGCUGGCCUGUGCAAGGAUAGGAGCCAUCCACAGUCUCAUAUUUGGGGGAUUUGCAUCCAAAGAACUAAGUAGUCGCAUUGAUCAUGCAAAGCCCAAGUUGGUUGUUACAGCAUCCUUUGGCAUUGAACCUGGAAGGAGGGUAGAAUACAUACCACUUAUAGAAGAAGCGCUGAGAAUAGGACAACACAAACCAGAUAAAAUUCUCAUUUACAAUCGUCCAAAUAUGGAGACAGUUCCCUUGGCCCCAGGUCGUGACCUUGAUUGGGAUGAAGAGAUGGCGAAAGCACAGUCACAUGAUUGUGUUCCUGUUCUCUCAGAACAUCCGCUGUAUAUUCUUUAUACAUCUGGAACAACGGGGCUGCCGAAGGGUGUGGUUAGGCCCACGGGGGGAUAUGCUGUAAUGCUAAACUGGACCAUGUCUUCUAUAUAUGGACUUAAACCUGGAGAGGUGUGGUGGGCGGCUUCUGACUUGGGCUGGGUUGUUGGACAUUCCUACAUCUGUUAUGGGCCUCUUCUACAUGGGAACCCAACAGUUUUAUAUGAGGGGAAGCCUGUGGGAACACCAGAUGCUGGCGCUUAUUUCCGUGUGCUCGCGGAGCAUGGAGUAGCUGCCUUGUUUACAGCGCCAACCGCAAUUAGAGCAAUCCGUCAACAGGACCCUGGGGCAGCCUUGGGGAAGCAGUACUCUCUGACAAGGUUCAAAACCUUGUUUGUGGCUGGAGAACGAUGUGAUGUGGAGACCCUGGAAUGGUCUAAGCAGAUCUUCAGAGUACCCGUCUUAGACCAUUGGUGGCAAACUGAGACUGGAUCUCCAAUUACAGCCUCGUGCAUUGGAUUAGGUAAUUCCAAAACACCUCCUCCAGGGCAAGCAGGAAAAAGUGUUCCGGGAUACAAUGUUAUGGUUUUGGAUGACAACAUGCAAAAACUGAAGGCUCGGAGUUUAGGAAAUAUUGUGGUAAAGUUGCCAUUACCACCUGGGGCUUUUUCAGGACUCUGGAAGAAUCAGGAAGCAUUCAAGCAUUUAUACUUUGAAAAAUUUCCUGGAUAUUAUGACACCAUGGAUGCUGGUUACAUGGAUGAAGAAGGCUAUGUAUAUGUUAUGUCUCGAGUUGACGAUGUGAUAAACGUUGCAGGUCACAGGAUUUCUGCAGGUGCCAUUGAAGAGUCCAUCCUUUCCCAUGGCACUGUGGCUGACUGCGCUGUCGUUGGCAAGGAAGAUCCUUUGAAAGGUCAUGUCCCUUUAGCCCUCUGUGUCUUGAGACAAGGUAUAAAUACAACAGAGGAACAAGUUUUGGAAGAAAUUGUGAAACAAGUUAGACAGAGCAUUGGCCCCGUGGCUGCUUUUCGAAAAGCUGUGUUCGUGAAACAGUUACCCAAAACCAGAUCUGGGAAAAUUCCCCGCUCGACUCUGUCUGCCCUUGUCAAUGGCAAGCCAUAUAAGGUAACUCCUACAAUCGAAGACCCCAGCCUUUUUGGGCACAUAGAAGAAGUACUGAAGAAGGCAUCAUGACUUAUUUUUCUUCUUUUGAGUCAAUUUUUCUAAUUGGAGUCAAGCGUUUUGAAUUAUUACCCUGUAUGAUGACUCCUUAUAGGUUGUCCAGCACUUUAAGAAAAACAUAUCUAAUGAAUGAUUUUUAAAAAUUGUACCCCCAGAAAACCAUUUUAAUUCAAAGUAACACUAAUAUGGAGCCACUUCCUGAAAUUAGGGAUCUACAGCUUUGACCCAAAGCCUAAAACUCAAGUUGAAGUCAGAAAAGAAUUACAAUUUUUCUUAUAGGAAUUCUGAAUAUUUUCAAAUAUUCUUGAGAUGCCACAUGCAAGUGUAUUUUAAAUCAAGUGGAUAAAAUGGGAAGUUUUAGGUAAUCAUCUCGACAGAUGCUUUUCUAGGUGGGAAGGCCUGUCUAGUCCUGAGAGAAGGCUGGACAUCAGGCCACAGCUCUGCCUUUAGGUCGUUUGUUGCCUGGCAGAGAGCCUGGUGGUCAUUUAAUCCAGUCUCUUCAUCAGGGAGACGAGGGCUUUGGGAGCCCCUCCUCAUGUCUCAGACUGUGUACUCGAUGAUUCCAGCUUCCUAUGGACACAAGAAUAUGAUGUAGAAAUGGGGAAGACUAGGAAGGAAAUCUCCUAAAGAAGAAAUGUAAAAUUUUUUACAUUAUGCUGGGAGGCCUUCACAGACCAGGCGAGUGAUAUAAUGUCAAUGAACUUCUGGAGUGGAUUUGAGCCACUUAGCCUGAAUAUCUGAGGGACAGUAGGGAAUGGUGACGACUGCAGAGUUCUUGCUCCAUCUAAUGGGGUAGCCCCUACUCAGGCCCAGCAGAAAUGAUUCAGGGGGAGACAGGACCCCUGCUGCAAGAACCUCUGAGUUUUAGAAGAAACAAAAGAUCCAGAUUUUUAUGUGAAAUCUCUAAUUUUAAAAUAAUGACUCACUAAAAAGUAUAUUGUGAUGUCCAAACACAUCUUUCCAUUUAAGCUUCUAUAAAACUAUUGAGCAUUUAAAAAAAAUUGAAAUUGAGUCUUUGUUAAUAAGCUUAUGGUAAUAUACUGAUUAAUCAGACUAAGUAGAUAAAGAUAAUUAAAUAUUUGGUUUACUUAGAGUUCUACAUGACAUCAGCUAUCAAAGAAUACAUUUAAACACAAAAAUACACCAUGUCCAGUGAGUCUUUGAUGGUUCCAAAUUAUUUCUCAAGCUUUUAGUCCAUCAGGAACAUUAUUAUUAAGAGUAGCUCUUCUAACAGAAUAGUCUGGAUAUAUGAAACAUAUGUGAGAGAUAAUAGAUAAGAGUUUAUUUACUUGAUUGUUUCAUAAAAAUUGCUUCCAAUCUGUAUAAAAACAUUUUGAAACUUUUAGCUUUUUUUAGAUUGUACACUAUAAAAUAAAUGGCUUCUCAAAAUAAA
Messenger RNA from Equus caballus (horse), 3584 nucleotides. It is a transcript of the gene ACSS3, whose product is annotated as acyl-CoA synthetase short chain family member 3. Gene Ontology annotation, cellular component: mitochondrial matrix. Lineage: Eukaryota; Metazoa; Chordata; Mammalia; Perissodactyla; Equidae. Gene Ontology annotation, molecular function: propionate-CoA ligase activity. The record is from RefSeq and is a predicted model, not a curated record.